AUGGCAACCCAAUGUUCAGAUGACGACUCGGUUAUUAUUUCAUCCGAUUCGUGUGACCACGGUAUUCAAGUUUUGCCAUUAUGGCAGAGAACUUUUCAAUUACAUGAGAGUAAUCGUCGACAAAGAAUUCAAGAAGAUCUAGCCUUGUUACAAACAUUUGAAGUCCAACGUCAAGAAAGAGAGAAGCAGUCUUACAUUCUUCAGAAUCAAAUUGAUAAAGAAUUAAGAUUUCAAAAUGCAAUUAUCGACUCCUCCACACCUACUACACCUACAAAGACGUCAGCAAUAUCAGAAGUCCAUACUGAUAUCCAACCUGAUGUAAAACUAAGUUACAUAGAAGAAGUUGAGUUAGAACCAAGCUAUGAGAAGUGCAAGGCCAGCUUACCAUAUGGUGAUAAUAAUCAUGUCAAUGAGAAUAGUCCUCCUAGCUAUGAAAAUGUCGAGAAACACGGUGCUGCUAUCGUCGUUACUAGUAUUGUGGAGUAUGUCAGAACAGAAGAUGCUCAUGGAAUAUUACCAAGCAAUUUGCCUAUCUGUGAUUUAAGUGAUAAAGAAAGCGUCAGGUGUUCCUCAUGUUGUAAAAUGAUUACAAUUUUUAACGGUACAAGAUACACUGGAUAUGCUUGUAAAGAUGAUGACGGGAAAAAAUAUCAUAUGGAAUGCUAUUGGAAAUUAAUCUCACCAAAAUGCAAGCAUUGUCACCUGGAACUAGUUCGUCAGCAUGAUAAGAAAUUUAGUGGAAUACUGGCAAAAUUUAACAACGCCUGGUAUCAUGUAGAAUGCUACGAAGAUUACAGCGGUCCUAGAUGUCCAGUAUGCUAUGACGUUAUUCAGGGUUCUCUAAACCAAGCUGAGGGAAUACGAUGCAUCAAAGAUAAAAAUCAAGUUUAUCAUUUUAAUUGCUAUACCAAAAAAGGGAAACGAAAUUCUGUUCAAUUACCCAUUUGA
This is a messenger RNA of Trichoplax adhaerens, 948 nucleotides long. RefSeq lists its product as uncharacterized. Lineage: Eukaryota; Metazoa; Placozoa; Uniplacotomia; Trichoplacea; Trichoplacidae. The record is from RefSeq and is a predicted model, not a curated record. Bases 1 to 948 code for a protein of 315 amino acids. The transcript has 12 exons.